AUGGGUUCAACAGAAGGGAAAAUUAAUCACGCAAAAGAAAUAACGAUAACAGCAGGAACUACGAACAUGCUUUUACAUACAGCCGUUCACGCUCUAAUACAACAAUUCUUGCAAAAAAUGCCAGUAGGAGAGAGUGACAUCAGCUAUCAACAAGAAGAACGAAUUCUAAUGCUCGAUAUGGGAAGAAAAUACUAUUCAAAGGACACUAUUAUAAAACUCAUCGAUAGCAUGUGUCUCGCCCAAUUCAAUUAUCUACAGUUGCACUUUUCGGAAAACGAAGGAUUCCGAAUAGAAUGCAACACUGCACCAGAAGUUGUUUCUGACGAAUAUUUAACAAAGGACGAAGUAAGAGAAAUUGUUGCUUACGCACGUCGUUCGUGCAUCGAAAUUAUUCCAGAUUUUGACAGCCCUGGACACUUGAAACAAAUUUUGAAAAACUAUCCAAAAUGGCAACUAAAGAAACAAAUGCGCAAUGGAGAACUAAAAAAUGAUGAAAGUGCUCUAAACAUUUGCGACCCACAAGCGGUUGAAUUUAUUUUGUCGAUUUAUGAAGAAUUCGCCGAACUGUUUGCAGAAAGUACAUAUUUCCAUAUUGGCGGAGAUGAAUUUGUUAAUUUUGAUGAAAUUGGAUUGUACCCUGAGUUAAGUAUAGCUGCUAAGGAGAAAUUCGGGGAAUCUGCCGGGGCUAUUGAUUGUUUUGUGGACUAUGUAAACCAGGUGAGUGAAAAAAUUAGUAGUUGGGGAUUUGUUCCCAGAGUGUGGAACGACGGUUUCUUCCGCUUUAAUUGGAAUGAGCAGGUAAAACUUUCUGAAGCAGUUGAGAUCACCUAUUGGACGAAAUGGAAUAAAAAUAUGGCACCACUCACUACUUUUGUUGAGAAAGGAUUUCCGAUCGUUAAUUUUAAUGACAGUUACUUUUAUUACGUGUUGGGAGAGAAUGCUGGUUAUACUUAUCCAACUUAUGAUAAAAUUGCUGAUUAUUGGGAACCAUCACAAUACGCGUACGGGCAGCAAAUAGCCGAGUUCACGCCACAAUUUCCUGGUGUAGCUCUGGCGAUCUGGAGUGACGUUCCCGAAGCUAAAUCGGAGGCAGCAGUUUGGAAAGAUGUGUCCUAUUUACUGUUCGCAAUGGUGCAGAAACUUACACGCAAUGUUUUCAUGAAGAAAGAGGAUAUUGAGCAAAUCAUGAGUGCCUUUUUUCGUAUUUAA
This is a messenger RNA of Hyposmocoma kahamanoa, 1209 nucleotides long. Its product is annotated as beta-N-acetylhexosaminidase-like. Lineage: Eukaryota; Metazoa; Arthropoda; Insecta; Lepidoptera; Cosmopterigidae. The transcript has a single exon. The coding region runs from base 1 to 1209 and encodes 402 amino acids. The record is from RefSeq and is a predicted model, not a curated record. Gene Ontology annotation, molecular function: beta-N-acetylhexosaminidase activity. Gene Ontology annotation, biological process: carbohydrate metabolic process.